This is a messenger RNA of Puntigrus tetrazona (Sumatra barb), 1405 nucleotides long. RefSeq names its product FKBP prolyl isomerase 11 (gene fkbp11). Bases 305 to 883 code for a protein of 192 amino acids. NCBI's taxonomy places the organism in Eukaryota, Metazoa, Chordata, Actinopteri, Cypriniformes, Cyprinidae. Gene Ontology annotation, biological process: protein peptidyl-prolyl isomerization. The record is from RefSeq and is a predicted model, not a curated record. The transcript is spliced from 6 exons. Gene Ontology annotation, molecular function: peptidyl-prolyl cis-trans isomerase activity.
CAUUUCUCUCACAGCAGCAGCAGCAGCCAUGUGGAGAGACUUCUGGGAUGCUGGCGGAUUAUGAGGCGGGGAUUCCAGUGACCCAGGUAUUGGUCCGGCGCUCGAGGGUCGUCUAACCCCGCCGUUAUCUCUUCACUAUAAUAACACAUCAGCUUUAACUGGCACCUCGCCUUCGGUGACUUCUCGUGUCCGAGUAUUUAUAGGCUCUCUCUGCAGCGGGGCGACGGAAGUGAGUCACUUGGAGCAGCUUUUAUCCUUUUUCGUGGCUAUUCUUGGUGCCCGUUUUUUCUUAGAGCGAGGCAAGAUGCGAUUUCGGACAGGGGUCGCCUUGAUUUUUCUCGCAGCUCUCGCAGUUGUUGCAGCCGAGGAGGAAGACAGCAAAGAGAGCGAGAUCGAACAGUUGGUUGUGGAGACAUUGGCGAAGCCGGAGACAUGCACGAUUACAUCAGAGAUGGGAGACACGCUUCAAAUCCAUUACACGGGUCGUUUAAUGGACGGGAAGGUGAUUGACACCUCUCUGUCUCGCGAGCCUCUGCUGGUAGAGUUGGGCAAGAGGUCUGUCAUCACAGGCCUAGAGCAAGCCCUGGUGGGAUUGUGCGAAGGACAAAAAAUCAAAGCCACGAUUCCAGCUCAUCUCGCGUAUGGAAAGAGAGGAUUCCCUCCAACCAUUCCAGGGGACAGCACGCUUGAGUUUGAGGUGGAGGUGAUCUCUCUGUCCCAGCAAACACCGUGGCAGAAGCUGGUUAACGACGUCUUGCCUCUUCUGUGCUUGGCACUGGUUCCCACUUUGCUGGGUUUAGUGGGUCUCUACCUCUACAAUAAAGCACAUGCACAGCCUCAAGGCAAGAAGAAGAGCAAAGACAAGAAAAGCAAGAAGAAAUAAGUUUUAAAGCCAAAAAGAAUAAACUAUUUAAAUAAAAAAUGCUUUGAUUGGUGCUUUCUAUUUUUUUUCCUUCUGACUUAUUUGAGGACAUUAAAACAUUCAAUCAAAACCCUCAUAUGUUUACACGUAAGUCACCCAACAGACACUUUCAUCUAGAGCCACUCACAAAAGGUACCGUAGUAUCUACUGUGGCCCCAAAGUAUUUCGAGCAUUUCUUUAGAUGUGUUUAGAAGAACUUUAAUGCAUAACAGAAAUGGAGAGAAAGCAUACUUAAUAAUAAAAAAAAAAGUUAAUUUAUUCACAUUCUGCUGAAACAUUGUUAUCCAUUAUCAAUUAAAUAUACUCUACCAUUCAAAGCUUGUGUUUGGUAAGAUUUUUUUUAAAAAUGUCUCUGAGUUCUGUAUUGGAUAAAAAAAACAUUGUAAAAUUGUGAAAUACGACCAUUUAAAAGAACCGAUUUCCGAACUCGGCUAAUUAUUUUAAGCCAUGUGUAUUAAUGUCUACGGUCUUAAACGUCUGCAG